AUGGCGCACUCUGAAGUUGGGACUGCGACAAGUAGCGAAGAGGAGCAGAAAGAACAAAAGCUAAUUGAUGUCAUGUUUCUCUGUGACGAAUGGAAAUCUUCGAAAGGUGGAUUAUCAACUUUCAACCGAGAAUUUGCUAUUAAUUUGGCACAAGCGACGACUGGUAGCAUGAAAAUCCACUGCUAUGUUUCUAAUAGCGAUGAUCGGGACAGAGAAGAAGCUAAACAACAUGGUGUUAAUUUAAUCACAGCUCGAAAUGUUCCUGGUUCAGCCGAUCCCCUCGAGUGCUUGAAGUUUUCACCCUCAGAGCUCCCAAACCCACAUCUGGUGAUAGGCCAUGGAAGAAAGCUAGGUAUUCCAGCGUAUUCUCUUGUUCAGAAUACAAAGUGUAAAUGGAUCCAAUUUGUACACGUCUACUGUGAGAACCUUGGGAAAUAUAAAGAAUCUUCCACGGCUGCAGAAGAUACAAUCGAAGAGAACGAGAGGAAGCACAAGAUGGAAAUUGAGUUGUGUAAAGCAGCGGAUGCAGUUGUAGCUGUUGGCUCACGUCUGCAACAGUUGUACAGUAGAAGUCUUGUUAAUGUUAAAGUGGAGCUUAUUACUCCUGGGAUCUUUGAAAAGUUUUCAAAUAAAUCACAGUUGGCUGUAGACAGAACAGUAGUCAAGAACUUCAAUGUGUUUAUGUUUGGCCGAGCAACCUUUGAGGAUCUUUCCCUGAAAGGCUACGAUAUAAUUGCAAAUGCCAUUGGUUCUCUUGGUAGGAAGUUCAAACUGACUUUUGUAGGUUCAUCUCCUGGUGAGCACCAAAAAGUGGAACAGUGGUUUCUUGAAAAAACCAGCAUAAAGCGCAACCAACUAACCAUUCGUAGUUACUGCAGCCAACAAGAGGAACUUAAGAUGAUGUUCUAUCAGUCAGAUUUGGUUUCCUUGCCUUCCCGUACUGAGGGCUUUGGGUUGGUGGCCCUGGAGGCCAUUUCUGCUGGUGUUCCUGUUCUUAUGUCUGGCGAAUCGGGAGUAGCUGAGGUUUUGCAUAAAGUAGAGGGUGGACAGUCUGUAGUUAUUGAAUCAGAUGAUGAUGCAGCUCAAUGGGCGCAAAGGAUUCAAGAGUUGUCUAAUCAAAGUCCAGAAGAGCGACUAACCAAUGCAAUGAAGCUUCGAGAGAACUACAGCAAGGUUUACUCUUGGAGUGGAGAAUGUGAUAGAUUUAAAGAAAUGAUCAAGAACAUAGUCAAAACUUCAAAUGGUAUUGUAUGUUGUUUGGUUUUACUUUAAUUUGCUCAUGUGAUGUAAAUACUGUGCUUUUCAUUUUAUGUAGUGCACAAGAAGGUGUUAAGAUCUAGCAUCUGCAAUCUGUUCUUUGAGCCAAAGUUGAGGACAAGUGUAUGCAUGUAGAUGAUAGUACAAGGAAGUCUGGUUGUUACUGGAAUCAAAUUUCGCUAAUGAUUUUAAUCAAAAUGUUACCUGCAUUGAGAAUGUUUUUUUUUUUUCACUUUUAAAACUAUUUUGAACUUCAUUUGUUAGGAAACAAAAUUGUUGACCCUGAAAAAUUACAUCUAUGAUUGUCCAUUCGCAGCCAGCUGAUAUGUUUGAAGUUAAACCUUAUCUUAUUGUAAAGCUGGCAGUGCCCGUUGGCAAGAUAAGGUGAAUCUUGUGUUCUGAUUGACUACACAAGCAAGCAAGAAGGGAUUGUCAGCUUUGAUCCCAUGCAAAUAAAAAAUUUGGGGUAACAAACUUCCACCAUUUGUUAUUUUUAUGAAAAUUAGAAUGUUUAAUAUUGGUAAUUGUAAAACUGUCAAAUUACCUUAUUUUUGAUUUGUCAGAUGAAAAACUAUCAGGUACCUUCACAAUUGGCUUUCUUUCCUAGCACUCAAAAAUAAAUCAGUCCUUCUUGAUUCUGAUAUUCUUCUCAAAGUGCAAUCUUUUUGCUGUAUGAUAAGUCUUUUAUUGACCAAGCUUGUUUGGUCAAGAUGGCUGGUUAUUAACCUCAUCUUCUUUUUGCAUUUUUAUGGACCAAGAGGGUCCAGAUAUCUUGACCUCACCCUUGGUCAAUAUUGAAUAUCAACUAUCCUUUGCGCUGAAUGUGUGUUACAAGUGAAUUUGAAGUACAACUUUAACUUAAACUUUUUGUUCCAAAUCAACAGAUGCAAAAUUAAAUAUCAAUGUUGAUGUGAAAAACCUGAAAACUUCAGAUCCAGACAUGCACAGCACAGUUUCAGAGCCUGCUUUACAUCAGAGGGCAACCACAGAGUCAGGCACAUGUAGGAAAAGAAGAUCUGAUACAGAAAUAGAUGAUCUCCCAGCGCUUAAAGAGAAAGCCUUGUGUUUAAUUGCUAUAAACUACCUUCAGACUACACCACCACAGUCAAGAGAUGAGCGUAAUGAAUUUAAAGAAUACUUGAAAGAAAUGGGGUUUGUCAUCACAGGUGCUUCUAUGGGAAGCUUGGUGAUAAGAGUGGAGUGUGAUUCUCCUCAGAGCUUGGAGAAAUUGUGGGAAGAUUACCUAUGCAACCGUUUGGACAAGAUGGUUCAGGAUUGUUUUGUCACUGAGAAGAUCUUGAAGGAACUGAACCUAACUGAGCUGAAGCUGAAAACAACAAUGGAUGAGGAAGAGUACAAUGCAUGCAGAGCACUUUUUAAAAAGGAUGCACCCAGAGGUUAGUAAUAAGAGAGUAACCUGGUCCUUUCAUUUAUUUUUUGCAAAAAGUGUUUCCUCUCCAACAUACAACACCACCAGGUUUGCAGAGAGAGAUCAUGUACUGAAGGCUCCAGUUUAGAUAAAACUACAUGUUGCAGUAAUAACUACUUAUGCAAUGAACAUUUGAAGAAUCAUCCUAGUGCUAUGAUAUUUAUUUGAUUCAAAGUAUGAAAAAAAAUAUUCAUUUUUGAUGGAGCUAAUGAUUGCUGUCCCUGUCUGGGAGAUGAGCCCUCCAGACACAAUAAAUACAUAGAUGUCAAAGGUGUCAUGGUAGCAUCCCUGUUGUUAAUGUCAAAUUUAUAACAAGGCAUGAUGCUUAAUAUAUCUGUUUGUAGCUGUUCCUUCCUCUUUAUUUUCCACCACUAAUCCUGGAGAGGAAGCUGCAGUCUCUCAGCCCCACUUGAUAAGGUCCACCACUGGAGGUUGGCAGAAACAAGAAGAGCUUAAGAGAUGGGAGCAGGAGAUAGAGACUGUGCAGCCAGAGAAAUCUAAAGGUGAACACCAAAACUUUAAAGAACUUGAUCAUUGAGAAAGCAAACCAAAAAAAAAAUUUUUUUUGGUUUACUUGGAAACUGUUUACUUUUAGUGAAAAGUUGCUUUGAAAAGUUAUUGUAUUUCUACCAGGUAUCAAGAAUAAACUGUGGCAGUUCACUAAUAUUUUAAUGAUCUUGAUGAUACAACUUGUUGAUACUACUUUUAAAAAGCCUUAUUGAAUUAGGGCACUAAAUACUAAAUUUUCUAUGUGCAUUUUUGCCCUAAGAUACUCUGUACCCUGCUGCAUUGUCCACCUCAGGUUCUAAAAGAAAACAAGAACUUUUUAAAUCAAUGAAACAACAAGAAGAAAGAGUAUAUGGAGAAUAUCAGAUUUUACUUCUUUGGGAAGAAGGUAAACUUAAAACUGAAAGUGCUUUCAGAUCUUAUGUCAGGUGUUUUUUUUGCUGAGGAAUUCCAGUGUAGUUUUUUUUUGUCCCACUAUCCCUCAUAAAGGAGUGUUGAUUCAGCUUUUCAGUGCAGCUGUAUUCAACGAUUUUUUCCAGUAAUUUGUUGGAGAAAACAACAUCACAGAGUGUUCUACACAAUUUUUUUCCUCAUUUUAUUCUUCUUGAAGGGAGUCUUGAUUUGCCAAUAUCAUUAACGGAUUAAACAGCAGUAAUUUCAUUACAUGCACCUGUUUUCAUGGAUGAUGUACUGGACAAACGAGACUCUCUGCAUUCACAAGACGGUGAUUUAUUUUGUUAGGCUUUAUUGCCAGUCAUUUUUUGUGAGAUGAUCCGUGAGGCGUGUGAAAGUGGAAGGUUGUUAAGCGUACAUGUCAGUAACGUUUUGGAAAGGUGUUUUUUUUUUCACAAUAAGGUGAUUACAACUAAUGUGUCUGUGUGCUUUUCCUCUUAGGUACCUAACCUCUAUGGUAUUUUCCACCACUGAUCUCAACGAUGAGAAAGAAGGUGGUAAGUUUCUAAAGAGUAAUGUUUGAAUGUUAAAAAAAGAAAAUUUUUCUUAGUUCAAUUUAUUGAAUUUGAUUUGGGAAAAUCAUCAAAGUUUUGGGAUUUUUCUCAAAUCAAAUUUAGUUUCACGUAAACGUUGAAGCCCAAGUUUGUCAUGAAUUUUAUCUAAUGGAUCUUUUUUCGUCUCAAACUCAAAGCUCUAGUCUUAAAAGUAAAAGUUUAAUAUUUCUUAUAUUUGUACUAUUCGACAGUCCCUUGUAUCAAGGUGUUUAUAUGCCAAGCUUCCAAACCAAGGCGCUGAUGGUAACGCCGAUUAGUGGUGAUAAUUUUAGACUUCUCCCACCCAAUUGUAUGGUUAGUUAGGUAUAUGUGCUCCAAUAAAGCUGAAUUUUCUUUUUUGCCAAAGAAAACCGCUUUUUGAUGCUCUUUCAAACGUGUACCAAAUUGACGUUUGGUCUGUCCGUUUGGAAGCUUAGCAUAUUUACUCCGCUCACGCUUCUUUAAAUCGUGAUAAUGGUGGCUUACUUCCUGACGCCCAUUUACACCACGUCAGAAAAAAGGCAGCUAAUUAGUGAUCGUAUGAAAGGACCUCUAGAUCACCCCUGAUGAAGGCACUAGACAUUAGUGUCGAAACGUUUGGUCUAUGAAUUGUAACUUCUUCGGUUACAUUCAUUAAAUCUAUAAACCAAAGCUCUCCAUAGCUCUCAGUCGCAGUGAUCUAAACAGCUUGACCCUCUCUUUCAGUAGUUUAUCGAAACAAGGAAUCAAGCUCUUGUCCAAGACAAUAACGUAUAGAAAUUGCAAGAAAUUAACCAGACCUAAUGUCAGUGGCAAUCACGCACGUUUGUGAAGCCCUAACUAGCGGUAACUGCGAGUUAACCAGGCUGGAUUUGUGUCAGUUCUCUUGGAAAUGAAGGGAUGAAACUCUUGUCUGAAGCAAUAACCUCGGUUAAUUGCAAUUAACGUUGUUAGACGUCAGUUGGAAUAACAGAGGAAACGAUGGAAUAAAGCUGAGCACUUGUGUACAGCAUUCACCAGCAGUGCAUUCAAGUUGUCUGGCCUAAACGCCAGACAUAAUCGUGCUGACGAUAAAGGAAUAAAUUACUUAUGUCAUGCUCUGACUGAUACCAACUGCAAACUAGGCAUUUUAGACCUUAGAAGCAAUUCAAGUGUAACUGUUCAAGGAAGGAAGUAUUUGUGUCAUGCCUAGACCGGCAGUGAUUGGAAAAUGGAAGGCCUUAAGCUUUUCCGUUGAACUACAAAGUGAGGAAUCUGCUUAGAACUCAGUCCAGUCGCAUUUCGCUUGUCUUGUAAGAUGUUUUACUUGCAGGAGACUGAGAUGUUCUUAGUUCUCUUUAGAGUGAUAUAGGUACGGGAUCGUCCAAUUGUUUGUCUUACUAUUUUGACUUUGGUUAUCGAAAGGAAUGGUUUUAUCGACUGGCUUCGUGGCAGUCAAAACGUCGCGAACAGCAAUUGUUACAGUCUCCUUCGUAGUCAUUCUUCAGGACGUCUUUCAAGGCUCUCCUCAUCCCAAAGAACGGCUGUGCCGGAGAUUACGAUCAUUAGUGAAUUUAGACCAUCAGAAAAACCAUUAAUUGUUCAUUCAAUCAGAUACAAUCCAUUUUUUGCAAUAUGGAAAUAGAGCGCAUUGCGAUGAAGUGUCGUAAUAACAACACCAAAGUAAUUACAACAACCAAACUGAACAAAGAAAAAUAUCGUAUAGAGUCAACGAGGAACCACACUAAACUACUAUUUAUUUUAUCACCAAAAAAAACUGUGUAAAGAUAAAAAAUCAGUAUCAAUAAGCUAUCAGUAAAGUAGCAAAAGAAUUUAUUUUAUGAUUCUGGUCCCAGCUUCUGAUGAAUAUGCCAAGAGAAGAAAGUUUUGUAAAGCAGUAGAAAGAAUUGUCACGAAGGGAUAAGCCCCGUUGAAAUUGGUUUUUUAGCUUUAGAUGAGUUCGCUUACAACUAAUGUUAGAUCGCCAACGACCCCGAUAAGUCCCCUGGCAACUUGGGCAAGGUCAGCUACAAUCUCAGUCAGUGGGCUGUCAACCAAGGCCAGUUCACCAACAAUCCAAGCGUGUCGGCCUUUAACGUAUCAAGGAAACUCGCUCAACAUUGAUAACAAUAGGCUUUGUUAUAAUAACCCUAGAAGGCUAUUUUUGAACAAUGGCGCAACAGCUUCAGAACACAUGAGGGAUUUCGAAGUUUCCUAUUAGCAUACGAGCGGGAAAUUUAAACGCUCAGAAGGGCUGAAGGAAGGACAGCAAAAAGAACAUUUGAGGGGAGAAAAUUGGAGGGGGAAACUUUCACUUUCUCGCUCGACGGACUAUCGAAUCACGACUUCGCCGCGCCCAGAUUUAUCUUUCACAGUAUGAGAGCAGUUCAAAUCUCGCGCGCUACGCAAGUUAGACUUAAUUCUUUGUUUGCAUAAUAGGUAAUGGUAACAGGAC
This is a messenger RNA of Pocillopora meandrina, 6592 nucleotides long. NCBI's taxonomy places the organism in Eukaryota, Metazoa, Cnidaria, Anthozoa, Scleractinia, Pocilloporidae. The record is from the annotation of a GenBank genome assembly.